AUGACCACAAAGUACCAACCGCUGUUCGAGCUCGACAAGCUGGUCCAGUUGACAUACUCGACACAGGGCAAGGCCAUCUUUUACUCACAGGUGAACCUGGCCAAGGAUGACAAUGUCGACGAAGACGAUGCCGGAGGCUGGAUUUUGAGUGCCUUUACGGGAAAAGCAUACUUUGAACGCGAAUACCGUCGUGAGGACCUUGAUGACCUUCUGUCGUCGGCGGGAGACAAGGAUUGGACAUCGUUUUCAACACGGUUUCGGAGAGCCGUGGUGGAGGGAUACUUCCAUAUCGCGGAUAUGGGCACACGGGAAUGCAAAGUGAUUGUCGACAAUGACGUUCACACCCAAGCCGGUGGUGCCGGCAGUGGUGGCCUGGAGACAAUCCAGAUCGAGAUGUUUACUGUCAACCAUGCUACCCGCGGUGAGAAACUUGGGGAGUUUAUGUUUGAGUGUGCGGGGUACUUGCAAGGACGGGGUUGCUCGUUAAACGAGCAAAAAGGACGUACAUCAGGAACAUCGCCAUCAAAAACGACUACAGGAACAGCUCAAGGCGACGCUGUAGAUGCUGCCCGCGGAGGUGGAGUAAGGUCGUAUGAAGAUCUGAAGCUGGAGCGAGAUAACCUCAAAUCAGAGAACGCAGACCUCAAGAAGGAAAUCGAGCGGCUACACGCCAACGCUCUCAAGUCUGGAGCAAGCAUGAACGGAGGGUUGGGGACGGCGAGUGGUCGACCCAAAUCCAAGGCCGCAAAGGACGCGAUCAUUGCAAGAGAGCAGGUCUUCAAGAGACGCAAAGGCGCUAGUACCCUCAACCCACGAGUCAAAAGAGGACGUGCGGUGGAAGGAACCGAAUUUGGCGACAGCGACGACGACGACGAAGAGUAA
Molecule: messenger RNA, 882 nt
Organism: Linnemannia hyalina
Lineage: Eukaryota; Fungi; Mortierellomycota; Mortierellomycetes; Mortierellales; Mortierellaceae
Source: the annotation of a GenBank genome assembly